This is a messenger RNA of Corylus avellana, 3642 nucleotides long. NCBI's taxonomy places the organism in Eukaryota, Viridiplantae, Streptophyta, Magnoliopsida, Fagales, Betulaceae. The record is from RefSeq and is a predicted model, not a curated record.
AUGGAGGUAUGCAAUCUGGAGGAUCUUGGUUUUUGGGGCUCUAAAUACACUUGGUGUAAUAUGAGGGCUGGGGGACAAUUUAUUAAGGAGACGCUAGAUCGUGCCACGGCUAAUGUACAGUGGCGGGAUCUAUUUCCAGUGACAAAGGUGGAAGUUUUAGCUAGUAGAUGUUCUGAUCAUACUCCAUUACUCAUCACGUUCCAACAGACCAGUAGACGAAUGAAUUCACGUCAUAGGAGGUUUAUGUAUGAAGCUAUGUGGGGGAAACAACAGCAGGCCCGUGAUUUGAUUAAAAAAGUAUGGAGAGUUAAAACUCCAGGUGUAAGAGUAUGGCGGGAGGUUUGCUGUAAAAUUGAGAAUAGCAAGCAGGAGGAUUUACAAUGGCGACAAAGAGCUAAGGAGCAUUGGUUGAAGCAGGGGGACAAGAACUCAAAGUUUUUUCAUGCAAGUGUUAAACAGAGAAGAAGAACUAACAAAAUCAGUAGUAUCCUAGAUGAAAGAGGCCAACUUCAUAAUAACCCGGAUGCGGUUGAGGGUGCUUUUAUUCAGUACUAUACAUCCCUUUUUACUUCUACUAUGUCUGAAGGUACUCAAGCUUGUUUGGAACCAUUACCAAGAAGUGUUUCGGAGGGGAUGAAUGAGAAUUUGCUACGGAUGUUCACAAAGGAAGAAAUAUGUGCAGCUAUUUCUCAGAUGGCUCCUUUGAAGUCUCCAGGACCGGAUGGAUUACCGGUAUGUUUUUAUCAAGAUAAUUGGUCGGAGCUCGGUGAUGAGGUAUGUGAAGCAGCUCUCCAAUUUUUUAAUUCUGGCAUUCUUGAGGAAAAUGUUAAUUUUACUCAUAUAGCAUUGAUUCCUAAAAUCCGAAAUCCUACUAGAGUCACAGAAUUCCGUCCCAUUAGUCUUUGCAAUGUACUUUACAAGACUUUGUCUAAAGUUUUGGCAAAUAGGUUGAAAACUAUUUUGCCUCACAUUAUUUCUGGUACUCAAAGUGCGUUUAUUCCGGGACGUCUGAUUUCUGAUAACAUUUUAGCUGCUUAUGAAACCUUACAUACAAUGCAUUCUCAUAUGUGGGGUAGAGUAGGGUAUAUGGCUCUGAAACUUGAUAUGAGUAAGGCGUACGACCGGGUGGAAUGGGGGUUUUUGGAGGAGGUCAUGACAAAGAUGAGAUUUGCAUCAAGAUGGGUUGGAUUGAUUAUGGCUUGCAUUACUUCUGUUAAAUAUUCCAUUAUCAUCAAUGGUCAACCGGUGGGUCAUAUUAGUCCGUCACGAGGGAUAAGACAAGGGGAUCCUCUCUCCCCUUAUCUUUUUCUUCUUUGUGCGGAGGUUUUGAGUUGUCAAUUUCAGCGGGCUGCAGUAUUGGGGCAACUAAGGGGGGUUCCCACAUCCUUGGGUGGGCCAAGGCUUAAUCAUUUGUUCUUUGCUGAUGAUAGUUUAAUUUUUUGUAAGGCUUCCCCAAUAGAGUGGCAAUGUUUAUCCGACUUGCUUGAUGCGUAUGAGAAGGCCUCCGGGCAAAGACUUAAUAAAGAUAAAAUAACUGUUUUUUUCAGUAGAAAUACAAGUCGGGAGGCAAGGGAAUGUAUCCUUAAUCUGACAGGGAUUCCAGUUUCACAUCGUUAUGAUAAAUAUCUGGGGCUGCCAGCUUUGGUGGGAAAAUCUCGAGUUGGUGAAUUUCGGAAUAUUAUUGAUCGUGCAAGUAGAAGAGUAUCGGAUUGGAAGAUGAAAUUUCUCUCUCUAGCUGGUAAGGAAAUCCUAUUGAAAGCAGUGAUUCAAGCAAUCCCAACUUAUAGUAUGAGCAUCUUCUUUUUACCCAAAACUUUAUGUCGGGAGUUGAAUAAUAUUAUGCAAAAAUUCUGGUGGGGUCAUAGGGAUAAUGAUAAGAAAAUUCAUUGGAUGAGUUGGGAAAAGAUGGGGUUUGCCAAGAAUAAGGGUGGUAUGGGAUUUCGUGAUCUUAUGGUCUUUAAUAAAGCUUUGCUUGCAAGACAAUGCUGGAGAUUGUUACAGUUUCCAGAGAGUUUGGUAGGACAAAUCAUCAAAGCAAAAUAUUUUCCUAGGGGUUCACUGCUUAGAGCUAAGUUGGGAAGUAGGCCCUCAUAUGCUUGGCAAAGUCUUCUUUCAGCUAAGGAUGUGCUUACGGAGGGUUUAUUGUGGCGUAUUGGAGAUGGGAAAUCAGUCAGGAUUUGGGGUGAUAAGUGGCUGCCUACCCCUACUACAUUUGAAGUGCAAUCUCCAUGUAUGAGAUUGGCGGUAGAUGCAAGAGUUGAAUCACUGAUAGACUGGAAUUUGGGGGGCUGGAACACAACGCUUAUCUACGAUAUUUUUCUGAAAGAAGAAGCAGAAAUUAUCUGUAAUAUUCCGAUAAGUCGAUAUGGAUAUCCAGAUAAGUUAAUUUGGAGAGCUAAUACCUCAGGCAUGUUUACGGUGAGAAGCGGGUACCACAUGGAAAAAGAGAGACAUGCAUUACAAAUGGGAGAGGGAUCACGUGGUUCUGGAUAUACGAAUCUGUGGAAAAAACUUUGGCAAUUGCAGGUCCCAAAUGCAGCUAAGGUCUUCUUGUGGAGAGCAUGUAGUAACAUACUUCCUACAAAGGAUAACCUAUUAAAAAGGAAAAUUGUUAAGGAAGAUGGUUGUAUUUUUUGCUGCAGAGACACAGAAUCUGUUGUGCAUAUACUAUGGGAAUGUCCAUCGGCGACGGAUGUUUGGAGUGUUAGCUGCCGCAGUUUACAAAAAAGUCAUGACUAUUUUGAUUCUUUUAUGGACGUCUUUGCGGGACUGGUGGAGAGAAGCAGCAUCCAUGAUCUUAAUUUAUUUGCACUCACUGCGAAGAGGAUAUGGGCUAGGCGGAACACUGUAAUCCAUGGAGGUGAGUUUCUGCAUCCUUGUAAAAUUGCACAGGAGGCUGAAUCCAUGUUAUCAGAUUAUCAUAUGGCUUUGGGUGUGACAUUGGAGGGAGAAGGGCGUCAGGUAGUAAGGAAUGUGGUGAAGUGGAAGAAUCCUCCAGUUGGUUAUUACAAAAUGAACUGGGACAUGGCUUUAGACAACAUUCAUAAAUGUAUGGGUUUUGGCAUGAUAGCUCGUGAUGAUCAAGGAAAUGUUAUAGCUGCCCAAAGCAAACAUAUCAGUGCUAUACAGGCUCCAGUUGUUGGUGAAGCUAUGGCAGCUUUGGAAGCUGUGGAGUUUAGUAGGGAGGUGGGGCUACAAGAUGUCAUCUUAGAGGGAGAUUCCUUACAAGUUGUCCAAGCCUUACAAAAAACAGAGCAGAACUGGAUCCCCUAUGGGCAUAUUGUUGAAGAUGCUAGGUUGAUAUUAAACACACGUAGGAACUGGCCGAAUUUGCUUGUGUGUGCAGUAAAGACUCAAGAGCAAUCCGGAUGUCAGGGACUGCAGCUAGACUUCUCGUACUGUGAGAUUGGAUUUUUAUGUGGGUUUGCUGUUUUUGGCUUGUGGGUGUUCUUGUUUUCAUUGGGUUUGCUUAAUUGCUGCAGAGGGGAAGAUUUAGAUUUGGAGGGAGGUGAUGCUUCUAUGGGCUCUGUAGAACUAAAUGGAGUAAGAAUUUCUGAUGUUUCUUUGGAUUCUGAAGAACUAAAUGUAGAUGUUGGUGUUUCUGACGCUUAUUGCAGAAUCUGCUGCAAGGUUAUUUCUUAG